CUGACUCGGUCUGGCAGUGGAAAAGAAACACGUCAGUAGAGUCCAUCGGUGACCAACAUUUCAGUUCCAUUCAUUGUGCAGUCGCUAUACGUUGUAUACAUAUUAAAGAAUUUUUGGCAAAGUUGGAUCAGGUACAGUAGUUUUCCAAUUUUUUUUCGCCGGAAACUUCUGAGUGUCGAGCCAUUAGCAUACUGAAAUGCUGCCUAGGUGGAGCUGUCUCGGUGGAUAUUGUUCCAUAUGGAUUCUAGCCGCGAUGUUGAUAUGCUUCCUGCAGCUAAGUGCAGGCGCUGCCGUCAUGUCGGUGGAUCUGGGCAGUGAAUGGAUGAAAGUGGGUGUCGUAUCACCGGGUGUUCCGAUGGAGAUUGCCCUGAACAAGGAAUCCAAACGAAAAACGCCAUCAGCGAUCGCAUUCCGCGGCAGCGAUAGAGUGGUCGGAGAGGAUGCCCAAACGAUUGGGGUUCGUUUUCCUGCGAACAGUUUUGCCUACCUGAUCGAUUUGCUAGGCAAAACGAUUGACAACCCGAUGGUGGAACUGUACAGGAAACGUUUUCCACACUACGAUAUCGUGGCGGAUCCAAAGCGUAAAACCGUGGUAUUCAAGAUUGGCGAGGAACAAUACACCAUCGAGGAGUUGAUGGCACAAAUUCUACAAGUGGCCAAAGAGUAUGCUGAGGAUUCCACUGGUCAAACUAUAACAGAAUCUGUUAUCGUGGUUCCCGCUUUUUUCGGACAGGCUGAAAGGCAGGCGCUGCUCUCGGCUGCUAAACUUGCCAAUCUGAAGGUUCUGCAGCUGAUUAACGAUUAUGCUGCCGUGGCACUAAACUACGGCAUCUUCAGACGGAAGGAGUUCAAUGAAACGGCUCAAUAUUUCGUAUUUUACGAUAUGGGCGCCUACAAGACUACGGCAUCGGUUAUUAGCUACCAGCUUGUCAAGGACAAGGUGACUCGCGAGAUUUUACCGGUAGUUCAAGUGCUUGGAGUUGCCUACGAUCGGACACUGGGAGGACUUGAGAUGCAGGUUCGUCUGCGAGACUUUCUCGGUGAAGAGUUCAACAAAAUGGGCAAAACCAAAACUGACGUGUUCACUAACCCGAGAGCAAUGGCAAAAUUGUUCAAGGAAGCCGGGCGUCUGAAGAAUAUACUUAGCGCCAAUACCGAAUACUACGCACAGGUUGAAGGUUUGCUCGAUGAACAAGAUUUCCGCCUGCUAGUGACCCGUGAACAGUUCGAACUUCUCUGCAAGGAUUUAUACGAACGGGUAACAGCUCCACUCGAGCGAGCACUCUCUUCCUCGGGUCUUUCGAUGGAUAUCAUUAAUCAAGUUAUACUGUUUGGUGGUAACACGCGUGUUCCUAAAAUACAAGAUGUUUUGAAAGCCUACAUCAAACAAGAAUUGGCGAAAAAUAUAAAUGCUGAUGAGGCGGCUUGUAUGGGCGCAGUAUAUCGUGCGGCGGAUCUCGCAACCGGCUUCAAGGUGAAGAAAUUCGUAGUCAAGGAUGCAGUAUUGUUCCCAAUUCAAGUUGUCUUCGAACGGGAAGGUGAAAGUGGCAAUACUCGGCUCGUUAGAAGAACACUAUUCAACGCAAUGAAUUCCUACCCCCAGAAAAAGGUAAUCACUUUUAACAAACAUACCGACGACUUCGAAUUCUCCGUAGACUACGCUGAUUUAGAGACCGUCUUAGGAAAGGAGGAAACCGCAAAUAUGGGUUCGUUGAACAUAACCAGAGUCAGCCUAACGGAAGUAUCGAAAAAGUUGGAUGCAAACAAAGCUGAAAACGUAGAGUCGAAGGGAAUCAAAGCGCAUUUCGCGCUGGAUGACUCUGGUCUGUUCCAACUGGCAAAUGUGGAAUUAGUUCUGGAGAAAACGGUGAAUGGUGAUGACGAAAGCACACUACAGAAGCUGGGUAACACAAUCAGCAAACUAUUUUCGGGAGAUUCCAGUGAGGAUAAACCUACAACCGACGAAGUUCCUAAAGAGGAUGGCACGAAAGAGACAAAGCCGGUUGACAGUAACAAAACCGAAGAAAGCAUCUCAUCUAACGAUACGAAGCCGGAAAAUGCAACCAAGCCAAAACUGGUGACAAUCAAAGAACCCAUCCCGUUCAAGGUAGAGUUGGUUUACGUUAAUCCGCUGGACGAAACCGAAUUCGAAAAUUCACUCAAAAAAAUCAAACUGCUCAACGAAAUUGAUCAAGCCAAGAAGCGCCGUGAAACGGCACUAAAUGCAUUGGAAAGUUUUGUCAUCGAUGCCCAAGUUAAGCUGGACGAGGAAGAGUACGCCUCCUGCGCUACUCAGGAAGAAUCUGACUCGAUUCGGGCGUCCUGCCUGAAGAUCUCGGAUUGGUUGUAUGAGGACGGCGCCGAUGCUGAUGCCGAGACAUACGAGAAUAAGCUGGAAGAGUUACGCGCCGUCGCCAAUCAGGUUUACGCCCGCCACUGGGAACAUAAAGAACGACCGGAAGCUUUGGGUGCGCUGAAACAGAUGAUCACGGGAGCCGAGGGUUUCCUGGACAAGGCGAAAAAUUUUACCAAGGAGGGGAAUCCAGUGAAGGAUGUCUUCACGCAGGUCGAAAUCGACACGUUGGAUCGUAUUAUCAGGGAAACCAUUGAGUGGCAAGGAACGGAAGUGGCAGAGCAGAAAAAACUUCCCAAGAAUGCACCCGUCAGGUUGACAGUGAAAGAUAUUACGGAUAAAAUGGCAAUGCUAGAUCGUGAAGUAAAGUAUUUAGUUAACAAAUUGAAACUGUGGCGGCCGAAGGUUAAACCAACUGCUCCACCGAAACCGGAUAAGAACGAUACUGAGGCUGGGGGAGAAGAACAAAGCUCAGAAGAAGCAACCGAUAAUGCGGAACCGGUUGAGCAAGCGGCUGAAGAAACGCCGAAUGAUAGCAGCGAAAAUUCAAGCGAAGAACAGACAGUCGAAGAGAUGAUCGAACCCAGUAAAACGGAGAGUAAUAACACUGAACAGCAUACAGAACUGUAGACAAAACAGCAUUAUUAGUAGCACAAAUGAAUUCAUCUCUAUAGCCCGGUUCGUUUUAGUUUAGGUAUUUAUUUUACGUGACCAAUUCCCAUCCUGAGUUCCACGUUUUGCAUCUUCUCCGUAGCUGGGAUAUGGAUUGUUUAAAAUUUGAAAAGCUCUGGAUAUAGCAUUGGGGCAGCAAAGGAUAAGGCCUAGUGAUUGACCAUUCCGUAGGAACAAUGUUUUCUAUUCGUAUGAAAAUAGAUAUAUGAGACGAACAGCUCCUUGAUACAUUGUCGCUAAAUGAUUGCCACUCGGUGGGUUACUAAAAUACAGGAAGAACGUGGAGUCGAGUUGGAAGAAAGUGGAACGAAAAAUAUGUUAGUAUGAUAAAAAUAAACGACUGAGAAGCAACCUGAUGCGAUGAUUAUUGAGUUAGAACAACCGAGUAAGUAAUAUUAAAAGUGUGAUUCCUA
Molecule: messenger RNA, 3438 nt
Organism: Toxorhynchites rutilus septentrionalis
Lineage: Eukaryota; Metazoa; Arthropoda; Insecta; Diptera; Culicidae
Gene: Grp170
Product: hypoxia up-regulated protein 1
Exons: 3
Coding region: 197-2983 (928 amino acids)
Biological process (GO): endoplasmic reticulum unfolded protein response; negative regulation of hypoxia-induced intrinsic apoptotic signaling pathway; cellular response to hypoxia
Cellular component (GO): endoplasmic reticulum chaperone complex
Molecular function (GO): ATP binding; ATP-dependent protein folding chaperone
Source: RefSeq, a predicted model, not a curated record